Penaeus monodon (black tiger shrimp) is the source of this 1719-nucleotide messenger RNA. RefSeq names its product interleukin-1 receptor-associated kinase 4-like. The transcript is spliced from 9 exons. The record is from RefSeq and is a predicted model, not a curated record. Gene Ontology annotation, molecular function: protein kinase activity; ATP binding. Gene Ontology annotation, biological process: protein phosphorylation. Bases 91 to 1698 code for a protein of 535 amino acids. NCBI's taxonomy places the organism in Eukaryota, Metazoa, Arthropoda, Malacostraca, Decapoda, Penaeidae.
CAAUGACGUCACGAUUACGUCACGGCAUACACGUUCAGGGAUUCCCUGGAAACUGCAGAAGUAUUAUCAUAGGGAUUCCUGUGGGUGAUCAUGCAGGCUGUAACAGAUGGUAAUGGAAAUAAUGCUGCCUUCACUAUGGCCUCGGAACUCCGCUUUCUGCCACUGUGGGCAAAGUCACAGUUAGCGCACAUCUUGGAGGUCACUCAUGGCUGGCGGGAGAUCAUGGGUCGAGUGCCAAGUAUGCCAUGGGUGCCUGGAGAACCAAUUCCAGAGGGUCUUCAUUAUCCUAGAAAAUACACAUCUGAUGAUAUUCAACUAGUAGUUGAAGAAUGUGCUCGAGAUCGCCGUGAAGGCUUUGAGGUCCUUGUUGAAGAAUGGGGAACCAGUGGAAGGAAGAGACCUACUUUGCAAGACCUUGUAAAUCUCCUGGAACGGGCAAAACUGUACAGAGCUGUUGACUACUUAACUGUCAAGGUUUUAAAUGGCGAGCCCCAGAGCAGGGACCAGAGUGAAGAGGAGCUGUUUGAUAAGUUGGAGAGAGCAAUACAGAAUGACCAAAGAGUCCACCAAGACAUUGUUCAUGGGACCUUCUCUGUUGGAGUGGUCAAAGAUACCCCAGACACACUCACGACAGACAGGCUAAGUGAGAGAUCUGCAGACGAUUCUCGAGUGCAAGUGAAUGAGGAGCCAACCAGAGUGAUGGAUGUUUCCAGGAAUGUUCUAGCUGCAUCACCAGGAAGAGAAGAAAAUCAGCAGCCACGAUUCAAUCCAGAAGUCCUGGAGGAUUUAGACAGUUCAGGCGUUCCACAUUUCAGAUACUCCAUGCUGAAGCAGAUCACCCAGAACUUCUCUGACUUGCCUUUAGAUUAUGGUGGAAAUAAAUUAGGAGAAGGAGCAUUUGGGGUGGUCUACUUGGCAAAAAUGUAUGUUGGUGGAAAGGAAAAAAAAGUUGCAGUCAAGAGGCUAAAUUCAGGAGAAGCCAGAGUUGAGCAGCAGUUCAAAACAGAGAUUGAAAUUUUAUCAAGAUGUAUACAUGAGAACUUAUUGCCCUUAGAGGGUUACUCAUGUGAUGGCCCAGACUGGUGUCUUGUGUACACUUACAUGUCCAAUGGAAGUCUUCAAGACAGACUUGCCUGCUUAGGUGGGACUGAACCUUUAGACUGGAACACGAGAGUCCGUAUUGGAGAAGGAGCGGCUCGUGGCAUAGUGCAUCUCCAUACAUUCCAGGAGCGACCACUAGUUCACAGGGACAUUAAAAGUGCAAACAUUCUUCUUGAUGGUAAACUUGUACCAAAGGUUGGUGACUUCGGUUUAGUUCGUUUAGGAGGCAGUGGCACUCACACGUGCACACUCAUCAAAACCACUACAGUCUUUGGCACCUCUGCUUACAUGGCCCCUGAAGCCUUUAGGGGAGAUAUCUCUGUGAAAAUGGACACCUUCAGCUUUGGAAUUGUCAUAUUAGAACUUCUCACUGGACUACCUUCUUAUGAUGAGGAACGUGAAGGUUGCGAUUUGCUAUCUCAUGUCCUGGAAACGGAAGGGGAAAAGAGCGAAUUGCUAGAUGUACGUGCAGGCGGCUGGGACCCAGACACAGCAUCUCAGCUCUUUGAUUUGGCUGAGCUUUGUACUGAUGACAAGAGGAGACGGCCUACUAUGGUUCAGGUGCUCGAAAAUUAUUCAUCUAUUGUAAAUAGUUAGUAAAAGUUUAAUUCACAGAUA